Messenger RNA from Amoebophrya sp. A25, 3325 nucleotides. Lineage: Eukaryota; Dinophyceae; Syndiniales; Amoebophryaceae. The record is from the annotation of a GenBank genome assembly.
AUGUUGUCUCGUCAAAGAAUUACUUGCGUUUUCGCAUCGACUGCCUGUCUCGCUGGUGUCACUGCAGCUGUUGGGGAUGGUUUUUUGAGUACUGGGAGCGCUAGAAGUGGUAGUACAGCAGGCGCUAGAAGUGUCAAUGCAGCCGAGGGAGAGGCUGUUAAUCAGGAGACUCAAGGAACAGUAACAAGUUCAAGUUCUGAAGGUGCAGCUGUUGCUAUGGCAAGUACGCUUUCUAGUGGUGAAGUAACCACAGGUGUCGUAGUGUCGACACAUUCAGGUGCGGAACCAACUGCCGAAGGUCCUACCCAACAAGUGCCAACAGGAACCUCUGCUGCUGCAACAGGAACCUCUGCUGCUGCAACAGGAACCUCUGGUGCUGCAACAGGAACAACUGCUGCUGCAACAGGAACCACUGCUGCUGCAACAGGAACAACUGCUGCUGCAACAGGAACAACUGCUGCUGCAACAGGAACCUCUGCUGCUACACAGACUGCUCCAGGAGUACCAGCGGUCGCAACGCGACCUUCCUCCGAACCCGAAGCAGAACCUGUAGUUCAGAUUGAUGUAAUCCAACAGGCGAAAGAAUUCAGGAAAUUCAUCAUUAAGUAUGGUCUUCGAAAGAUGAUUCCACUGGGGCUAUGGGAUGACGAAGGAAGAGAGGAAGAACGAAAAAGGCAGGAAAUGCUUGACCGUUUGUUUCCCAUGCCUUCAAGCUCAAGCAGUGUAAAUUCUGCUGCUCCUGCUUUUUCUGCUGCUGCUAUUGUUUUUGGACCGACAGCGUCUGCGCGAACCAACGCCGCUGCUGCGGCAUCAGGAGCUGUUUUGCGAUUCAAUGCCGGUGCUGUUGCAACAGCAUCAAUUUUUGAAAAUACGGGGACUACCUCCACACCAGAGCUGCAAGGGGAAAAACAAGGGGAGAAUACUACAGAGCGAGAAGUAGAGACAGCAGUGAACAGCCCGAAAACAGUACCAGAGACUUCUGAAGGCGCUUCUGCACGAAACGAAGAAGCAGAGGAGGCAGCCAGAAUUCCGAAGUUGCAGAAAAUCGCGAGGUCUCUCGUGACCCAGCAACAGCAGGUGGAGAGGGAUGCACAAACUUUUAAGGCAAGUGUCCUUCUCAAUAAUUUGUCUCUCAUAUUACCUUACUUUUUCUGGUUUUUGCUUUUUCCAGUUAGGCGCCCCGCCACCUUCUACCAAGAAAUAUUGACUUUGAAUUGUUCUACUAGGAAUACCUCAAUUUACUAUGGGAAGUGUGUAUGUGUAUGUUGCUUAGGCAACGAUUGGAAUCAUGUCAGGACACCGCGACUCACAUGAAUGUAGUACACCUUGCAAUAGUCGUUUCAUGUAGCAUUUCACAACAUCGACAUUCAGUUGCUGGCUUUUUUCUAUGGAGUGAGAUCCAGUUCUUGUCAUUUGAUUAACUACAAGAGCUGGAUCUAUCCCACUGUGUGUUCUUGGCGCGAAGAAUGCAUCCGAAUCUGCGGGGGCAGGAGUAGCGAUCGCCCGGUCUCGGAGUAGGGUAGAACUUUGAGAGCACGAUCAUUCUUCGUGGGCGUGCCUGCCUCCUCCUCGAGUAGUUCCUGCCAGGAGUGCGCCAAUAAUAAUGUCGUCGCCUUCUAAUUUCCACGCCACUCGGCAACGCGUGGCUAUGUACCGCAUGAUGGACAGGGCGCCGAGUGGGUACCACGACAGACCAUUAAGGGUUGACGCAUUUCACUUUUACAAGCCUUCUUCACUUGAGAUUGCCACUAAAAAGUGAAUUGUUUCAACCUUUAAGACCAAGCGUGAACAAUUGUCAAUCGCACGCUCUGAGACGUCAGCAUUUGCAGCAAUAUGAACAAGCCAGAGUCCGCGAAGAACAGGCAGCAUGGGGAGCAGAAUAUGAUAGUAAUUAUGAGAGAUAUUUAUAUUACUGAUUAUUAUGAAAGAUAUUUUUAUUUUCUACUUCGCUCUGCUCCACCAAUACCAAUCUCAUCGCCUUCUCCCGAAAGUACGUCGACAAGAGUGUAAUGUGAUCAAAGAUAACUCUCUUAGAAUCAUCGAAAUCCAAUGUGAUCAUGAUUAUGGUUGAAAACAUGACCUAUGUUGAUGUCGCUAAUAAUUGUAGAAGAGAAGAAGUGCUGGUCUCACAUUAGAUAGGUUCUCGUUCUCCCAUUCACGCUGGAAAGAGUUGCUCCCUCAUGCUAGGCACAUCAUUAUCAUCAUUACCAGACCACAUGUCUUUGUUGAAAACAAAAAGCAUUGGAGGAAGCACAGUGUCAUUAGAAGAAAGAGGAGCAUCAUUGUCGUUGCUAAUCCAUCGAUUCGCAAUGUUCUUGUUAUACAUAAUAUUUGGAGAGAAUUUCCAGAUUGUGCAAGCUCUUCUUCUAAUCCUUAGUGGCCGAAGAAGAGCAUGCUAGGGAAAAAAGGACAACACAGAAGAUGCGCGAAGAAUUCGAGAAGAUUCGGGCGUUCGGCUUUUCCUCGUAGAUGAGGCGUCCAGAACGAACAGCAGAUCGGACAAGAAGGUGAAGAAAUGGAAGGAGGUAUCAGGUCGACACUAAAGUAUAGAAAUACAACUAGCUUUCUUCGUAGAUGAGACGUUCGGCUCGUGCAAUGUACCUUGACCGUUCGACUUUUCUUCGUGGAUGAGACAUUCUGGCCUUCUCUUUCAUGGAGGUUUGCUAAAAAAGGACUUCUGAUGCAGCUCGUGGCUCAGGAGCACGGGGUGGUCGAAUGCGACGCGCGGACUCGGAGAGGUUGACACAAAUUGCUGAAGAUUCAUAUUUGUCCAGAAUUUUGUGAGAAUAAAAGAAUCCAUAUUACAUUACUCCCUAAUCAAUGUACUUACAAUCAUGUUUGUUCACACGAAGCGAGCAAGCCGUGCCGAGUAGAUCGUAUACACAUGUAAGGACUUAUGAACAUAUCAACACGCAUGAAGACGUCCUUGUUUCAAAAUAGAAUUCUUCUUUCAGAUAGUACACAACCUAGACGUGGUGAUAAACACAGGAAUAAAAACACAGAGCCGCCUGUUUUCUUGAGGCAUGGAAAAGUUGUCUGAGCCUCCCUGUUUAGUUCUAAAUGGAGGAUCUUAUAUGGUGCAUGUGUGGCUGAGGUUUUCGGACCAAGGUACCACCAUUGCACCAUCGGAUUCGAUUCAGUCGAUACUGAAUCAAACGAUGAUGCCGACUUGCUUUUAGUAAAAAGGGUUGUCAAGUAGAGAACUCACUGUGGGUUUCUGAGUACAAUCCACGUCUAUGAGCUCCUGGAAAGUAAUGGAGACCUUGUUGAUGGCCAAAAAGCGAAGAGUCCUGAAAUCUGAAAUUACCAUUGUGUGGCAACCUAC